This is a messenger RNA of Drosophila rhopaloa, 413 nucleotides long. It is a transcript of the gene Urm1, whose product is annotated as ubiquitin-related modifier 1 homolog. Bases 19 to 327 code for a protein of 102 amino acids. Gene Ontology annotation, cellular component: cytoplasm; nucleus. Gene Ontology annotation, biological process: protein urmylation; tRNA thio-modification. Gene Ontology annotation, molecular function: protein tag activity. The transcript is spliced from 5 exons. The record is from RefSeq and is a predicted model, not a curated record. Lineage: Eukaryota; Metazoa; Arthropoda; Insecta; Diptera; Drosophilidae.
CUUAUUUACAUCGAACAUAUGAUGGGCACGCCGGAAUUAAAAAUCGUAUUGGAAUUCAGCGCAGGAGCUGAGCUACUUUUUGGUAACAUUAAAAAGAGGCAGCUCGCCUUAGAUGGUAGUCAGAAAUGGACUAUUGCCAAUCUGCUGAAGUGGAUGCAUUCCAAUAUUUUAACUGAACGACCGGAACUAUUUCUUCAAGACGAUACCGUGCGACCUGGAAUUUUGGUUCUAAUAAACGACACAGAUUGGGAACUGCUGGGUGAACUUGAUUACGAGCUGCAGCCCAACGAUAACGUUCUUUUUAUAUCCACUUUACACGGCGGUUAAUGGAGUUUCCCAAAGUUAAUUAGUAGUAAGCGAAACGUUUAUUUUUAUACGAAAACUCAUUAAAUUUUAACAGAAAAAAGCAAAAA